AUGAAUCCUUCACUGCUGCCCCACCCCAAGCAGAAACGCUACAGACCGGCUGCCAGUGGACCCCCUGGGGACGCCAAAGAGCUUUAUAGAGAAGGCCUCUUACCUUCUUCUCAGCCUUGCUCAAAAGACAGGCCACGGAGAAAGGGAAAUUCCUGCAGCGUUGGGACUUGGGACUUGCGGUUAAACAGAGGCAGCAAGUUUCAACCGGCUGCACAAGGAAGAGCCUCUCCAAACGUUAAGUGGAUAGACAUCACGCCAGACAUGAUGGUACAGGAGAGGCCUCUUGAUGUUGACUGUAAACGCCUAAGCCCUGACCGCUGCAAGUGCAAAAAGGUGAAGCCGACUCUGGCGACGUAUCUGAGCAAAAACUACAGCUACGUCAUUCACGCCAAAAUAAAAGCUGUGCAGAGAAGCGGCUGUAACGAAGUAACGACCGUGGUGGACGUGAAAGAGAUCUUCAAGUCCUCGUCACCCAUCCCUCGGACGCAGGUCCCGCUCAUUACCAAUUCUUCCUGCCAGUGCCCCCACAUCCUGCCCCAUCAAGAUGUGCUCAUCAUGUGUUACGAGUGGCGCUCCAGGAUGAUGCUUCUUGAAAACUGUUUAGUUGAAAAAUGGAGAGACCAACUUAGUAAAAGAUCCAUACAGUGGGAAGAGAGGCUCCGGGAGCAGCGGAGGACAGUUCAGGAUAAGAAGCGAACGGCUGGGCAUACCGGUCGUAGCAACGCCCAGAAACCAAAGGGAAAGCCGCCCUCUCCCAAACCGGCCAGCCCCAAGAAGACCGUCAAAGCUAGGAGUGCCCAGAAGAGAACAAACCCGAAAAAAGUGUGA
Molecule: messenger RNA, 828 nt
Organism: Puma concolor (puma)
Lineage: Eukaryota; Metazoa; Chordata; Mammalia; Carnivora; Felidae
Source: RefSeq, a predicted model, not a curated record